Molecule: messenger RNA, 1185 nt
Organism: Penicillium cinerascens
Lineage: Eukaryota; Fungi; Ascomycota; Eurotiomycetes; Eurotiales; Aspergillaceae
Product: class I SAM-dependent methyltransferase
Exons: 2
Coding region: 1-1185 (394 amino acids)
Molecular function (GO): methyltransferase activity
Source: RefSeq, a predicted model, not a curated record
AUGGCCUCCCCUCCGCCCUCGAAGAGAUACAAGUCUGAGUCGACCCCCGCCAGCGAUGCUGGACGCUCGAGGUACUACAGUCACUCCCAGUCCGUGCCCAUGAGCGAGCGGGCUCGCUCAAGACAGACAUCUACGGCGAUGGAUAUCUAUGUCAUCACAGAUCGAGAUCCCGCGGAGAGGGACCGCAGGGGUCCAAUGGGUCGCUUCACCAGCAAUGGCUCGGUCGCGUCUCAUUCCUCGCAGAUCUCCCACGCUUCUCGCUCCUCACCGCCGGUAAUCAUCUCCAAUCGCAAAAUACCUGAAAAGUAUCCGGCAUAUUCCGAGAACGGACGAAUGUAUCAUGGCUAUCGCAAGGGUAUCUACAUGCUCCCGUGCGACGAGGAGGAACAGGACCGUCUCGACAUCUUCCACAAGCUCUUUACGGUCGCCCGAGUAUCCGACGGCUUGAUCUACGCUCCGCACCCAAACAACUCCCGCAUUAUGGAUCUUGGAUGUGGUACAGGAAUCUGGUGUAUCGAAGUGGCCAACAAGUACCCCGAUUCCUUCGUGGUCGGUGUUGACCUGGCACCUAUUCAGCCGCAAAACCGCCCGAAGAACUGCGACUUUUACGCGCCUUUCGAUUUUGAAAGUCCUUGGGCCAUGGGCGAGGACUCCUGGGAUCUGAUCCAUAUGCAGAUGGGUAGUGGUAGCGUCAUGAGCUGGCCCAGUCUUUACAAGCGUGUCUUCCAGCAUCUCCGCCCCGGCGCCUGGUUUGAGCAGGUCGAGAUCGACUUUGAACCACGCUGCGAUGACCGCUCCCUGGGUGGACUCGCCCUUCGCCACUGGUACUCAGCGUUGAAGCGCGCAACGGAGGAUAGACAGCGGCCCUUGGCUCACAGCUCACGCGAGACGAUCCGCAAUUUGCAGGAAGCCGGUUUCACGGAGAUUGACCACCAGAUGGUGGGGUUGCCUAUGAACCCGUGGCACAACGAUGAGCAUGAGAAGAAGGUCGCUCGUUGGUACAACCUCGCUGUGUCGGAGAGCGUCGAGGCACUUAGCCUUGCUCCUUUCAGCCGUGUCUAUGCCUGGCCCAUCGAAAAAAUCCAGCUACUCGCGCAGGAUGUCAAGGCUGAGGCCUUCAAUAAGGAUAUCCACUGUUAUAAUAUCCUGCACAUUUACCAGGCGCGCAAGCCACCUGCCGAUUAG